Messenger RNA from Cyphellophora attinorum, 3318 nucleotides. Its product is annotated as WD repeat-containing protein 62. The record is from RefSeq and is a predicted model, not a curated record. Bases 1 to 3318 code for a protein of 1105 amino acids. The transcript has a single exon. Gene Ontology annotation, cellular component: mitotic spindle. Lineage: Eukaryota; Fungi; Ascomycota; Eurotiomycetes; Chaetothyriales; Cyphellophoraceae. Gene Ontology annotation, molecular function: protein binding. Gene Ontology annotation, biological process: mitotic spindle organization; regulation of mitotic cell cycle.
AUGGCAACCACACCAUAUAACCUUCGAAGGAGACUGAAUGGAAACACCCCUACUCUUCGCUCGACCCCAACGGCUUCACCAUCUAACCUGCGGUCCGGAACGCGCUCUCCUCGAAAGACUCAGCCACCGAUUUCAUUGCAACUGCAACAUGUGAUAGGAGCGACAACGACAAGCCCACCAGGGCUCGCUUCAUGCGCCCUGAACAAUACAUACGCAUAUUGCGCUGGCUCUGUAGCCGUGCUCGCCGAAAUCCAGGCGGAUGGUGAAACGACGAAAAGGUAUUACCGUGCGAGACCUACGACGACAUCCAUAAACCCUGGUGUAUCACACUACAACGGCCUGACAUCUACUUCUACGCGGCGACGGACUUCGUUGUACUCCUCGAACCAACCUAGAGAGGUAGACAAAAGCAUUGGUUCGAUUAGAGACCAGGGUGAUGGUAGCCUGCAGACCUGGACCGCAAGGGAGCGGAUCAAAACCAUAAGCUGCGUCGCGUUGAGCAAUGACGGUCGAUGGCUCGCUGUUGGUGAAUCUGGAUACUCGCCACGAGUGCUACUCUACUCGCGGGAAGUGGAUGCCUCUAGGGACAUACCCACUUCCAUUGUGUCUGACCACACAAUCGGCGUUAGGUGCAUUGCAUUCAGUCCAGAUGGCCGCUAUCUGGCAACUCUGGGCAAUUUGAAUGACGGCUUCUUGUUCAUUUGGACAAUCAACCAGCGGACGGGUCAAUUGAGUCUACAUGCCGCGAACAAAUGCACGACGAAUAUCUGCGAUAUGACCUGGUGCGGGCAAGCACUAAUCACUGCUGGGACGCGUCAUGUCAAAGCCUGGAAUGUCAGCGAAAGCUCGGUUUCCACGCCAACUAAGAGGCCUCAUCUUCGAGCAUCUAUUGGGAAGGAUGCUCUGCAGCCGGGUGUUCAGACUCUGAUUGGGCACAAUGCACUGUUGGUCUCACUUGUGGACUGCACUUUCACGGCGAUCGCCACAGUCGAUACCCGAACAGUACUACUGGCUACGGAUGCUGGCCAUCUCUGCUUGUUCGAACCGGACAGAUCAAGUGAUGUACAGGUCCUCAAGGUGUACGACUGUGGCAUCUCAACCAUUGCGUGGCAGCCGUCAACACAUAGGAUCGUUCUGGGAGGCAGGUAUGGUCUCAUGUAUGAAGAUAUCGAGCCCCUGCUGGCCGCCCUUCGCGCAAAUGACGGCACUAUAAUGAACACGCGAGCCACAAAAAAGAAAGUCCGAUCUUCAGCUGUCCGAAUGUCACUCAGCCUGCAUUAUGGAAACUCGAUAGGGAUAGCAGCUGUGACGUGCUUGCCCAAACACACAGUCUGUCUGGAUACCGACGGCAACCUGCAGACCGAAACUACUGAUGAAGAAUCCAGCCGCCCAACGGUCACCUUUGCUAGUCACAAUGACCUGAUUCUGGGAGUACGAAGACUGCCAGGUGGACACCGAUUGGGAUCAUUCUAUACAUGGUCAAGACGAGGCGAUAUUAAGUUCUGGAAUACUGGUGGCGAUAUGACUCACAGCAUACGUGCUGAUCCUGACCAAGUCGAUGAUGCUAUGGAACACGAUCUCAACGAGCUCCGAAUCGCCAGAUUAGUCCCCUCUAGCGAUCAGUUCAUUCUCGGAGACCGGAUAGGAGUGCUCCAGCUUUACGACUUCACUACGGGAAUGACCAGAUGGGUCGGUCGUGCACACAGUGCCGAGGUUAAUGAUCUCGACAUCCAUGAAGGCACAUCGCUCGUAGCAAGUUGCAGCCGCGACCGCACUGUCCAGCUGUUCUCUCUGACACCACAUGGCUUACAGUUGAUGCAAACUAUGGACGACCACAUUGGCGCCGUCAGCCGUGUGGCUUUUUCGAAAGACGGCGCAAGGCUACUGUCGUGUUCCGUUGAUCGCACGAUCAUUGUGAGGGAAUGCGCUAAGAAAUCUGCGCACGAUGGCGAAGCAUCGGCGUAUCUCUCGAUGCGUGUGGUGACGCUGAAGAGCGCGCCGCUAUCGAUGGCCUUCACAGGGCGAGACUCGUUGCUUAUCUCCACGAACGAUCGGCAUCUCGCGACCGUCGAUCUGGUCUCUGGAAUGAUCGUGGAGACCACGAAGCUUACAGACCCAGAAAAUGAUGAUACUGUCUCGCUCGGCACUAUACAUUUUAGUGCAAGAGGCGAGGCGGUGGAUGAAACCAUGGACAUCGUUCUAGCCUGCUCGCCAACCGACAAGUCCAUCAGGAUAUAUGACGGGAAGAGAUAUGAGUUGAUCACCAAGGAGUCUGGUCAUACCGAGGGCGUUAGUGACCUGUGUCUAAUUGAAGAUUCCGACCCAGACUCUGGUACGAUUACGAGAAGACUAGUAUCCACUGGACUUGACGGAACAAUCAUGAUCUGGAACGUUGCGAGAAACUCGUCAUUGUUGCCGAGUUCAGCGUCUGAUCGAAUGCAGACACAAAUUGUCGAACCAUGUGAUGGAGAUGGUACUCCGUCCAAAGCACGUCCGUCAAUGAUGGCACCCCUGAGGAAGAUACUGAGCAAGGUGGAAGUACUCGAGUUUGCGCAAGCGAGUGGACAGUCGUCCCCCAGCUCACCCCGAUCACUGUCACCUCCACGACUAGCACGAAAACAUUCGCACCUCAAUGUUACUUGCAUUACAGAAGAACCGAUCAACAACGCGCUCGACAACACUUCGGACCGUGAUAAUGCUCGCAACGCUGCUGAUGCGAUGACAUGCCCAGGUUCGCCAGACUCCCCGAUGUCCUCAUCGACACCCCAAAAGACGAGGUCUGCUCUGGGAGGCACGAGAAAUGCGGAAGAAUCAAAGCAACGACGCGCCAGAUCACCUUCGCCGCAAAGGACCGGGGCCGUCUCCACUCCAACCACGCCGCACCGAGGCCAGGCCCAGGCUAAUAACGCUCGCUUAAGAAGACCACCUUCAAUACCCAACGAUCUUCGCGAGCGAGCUUUGACUCAAAGGCGACGUAGUAUGAGCCAAGCCAAUGAAUUCGGGGGCAUCGGGAUGGCUGCUGAGCAGGCCACGAGAAUGCUUAAAGCUUUCAGAAAGAAGCUGGCGUCCAGCAAAGAUGAAGUGGAUCUUGAUGAUCUGGAAGUCGAACUCGAAGAAGUGGCGAAGCUUGUCAGGGAAAGGAAAGCCGGCCCACGACAGACAAAGUCAUUGAAUGGUACCUUGCGAAGGCCGAAGGGCCAACCUCUGGGACAGCCUACGGAGAGUGAAAUGGGCGAUCUCGCUGUCUUACUUGAACGAACAAACCUGGCUCAGCGUUCGCCGAAGAUAAAACAAGAGCACGAGAGCAUGAAGACAUGA